AUGGCAAAUGCCAUGGCCAUGGCUCAACCCUAUCCAGUUCAUGGUGGCAUGCAACAGCAUCCAGGACUACCUCAUGGACAUCCAAUGGCGCAGGGACAACCCCACAUGGGCGGACAGGCACAGGGAAUGAUACCUGGCAUGCAUGGAGGACCACAAGUAACGCAAGGAGGUCCGAUGGUCAGUGGUAUGCCACCUGGAGCUGGAAUAGCUGCGCCGGGCGGACCUACUCAGAGUGCGCAUGCUAUGGCACACUUGGGUCCACCCCCAGCAAUGUUUCAGCAACACCCGGGAAUGCCAUUUCAGAACCCGAAUAUGCUCCAACAACAGCAAAUCCUUCAACAGCAAAGACACCGGCAGCAACAACAGAAUGCUAUGCUUCAUCAACAACAACAGCAGCAGCAGCAGCAGCAAGUACAGCACAGCGGAAUGAUGACUGGCCCAAACGGACACCAGAUGACUCCAGGCCAAAUCGCUCAGAUGAGAGCUAUGCCAUUACAGUUACAGAUGAUGCACCAACAGCAGCAACAGGCGCAACACCCACAACAUCUCCAAGCACAACCAGGUCAACCACAUCCUCAGAGUAUGCCGCAGCAGCAUGUACACAAUCAGCAAAUACUAGCCCAGCAACAGGCAGCUGUUAUUCAGCAACGAAAUGCUACGGUGAUGCAGAUGCAAGAAAGCCAGAAUGCGACCAGUCAAGCACAACCAUCGCAAGGUGUUCCUGCUCGUCCUCACAGCGCCGCCGCAACCCAAGCGCCGCCACAACAACCCGUUCCUCAGCAACCACCGCAGCCUCCGCCAACACCACAAUCCCAGCCUCAAACACAAACACCUCAGCAACAGCAACAGCAACUGCCUCCUCAACCCGGACAACCUAACCAGCAGCAGAGGGAGCAGAGAGAGCAGAGGGAGCAGCGGGAGCAGCAGCAGCAGCAGCAACAACAACAACAGCAGCGGGAGCAGCAGCAGCAACAACAGCAGCAGCAACAACAGCAACAGCAACAACAGCAGCAGCAACAACAACAGCAGCAGCAGCAUCAGCAGCAUCAUACGCAGCAACAACAGGCUCAACAACAGGUUCAGCAGCACGCUCAGCAGCAACAGCAACAGCAACAACUAGUGCAACAAGAUGCUCAGGCGCGACAGCAGCCACAACAACAGCACCAGCAGCGAAAUGCCCCGGUCAACCAUAUGAUUCAGCAGCCUGAUAUACACAAAAUCAUGAGUGGUCAAGUCGUUCUGCGCCUUCUAUCUUUCAUCGACCGUCUCAGCUCUCCCGAACCUCAACAAGCUAGCAAAUUUGAGUUCUGGGAGGAGUUCGUUGCUCAGCACUUUGCUCCUGGGGGUUCCCUGCAGCAUCAACUUGUAAACAUGACUGAUGGCAGCGACAAGAGAUUUCGGAUUUCUUACCCGGCGCUUGCAUAUUACUAUCACUCGCACUUUACAAGCGGCAUCCGGACGAUGACUAUGCAACCCCAAGGAGCUAUCGAAAGACCGCUGCCGAUGGGGUGUCACGCCGUACUCUUCCAACGCUGCACCUUUACUCAUGUCUUUCACAAUGAACACCAAGUUGUCUCGACGGGCACCCUGAAGGUGAACUUUGAUGCCAACCAAAAGAUCGAGUAUCUCGACAUUGGCACCAGCAAAUGGGUUGAGUACGUUCCUCGACUGCACCUGACGCCGGUAGAGUCACCGGAUAUGAAAAGCCCAAAGCUCAACAAGAAUAUGAAAAAGGCUGCACCACGGCCGUCGCCGCCUACCAGCGUUGCGCAACCUCGAUCGAUGGUGAACAAAAACGGCAUUACCGAUGGUGUUAUGCAAAACCUAGAGAUAGCGGAAGCUUUGACCUUGAUGGAGACGCUUUUCCAGUACUCGCAGAACCACGAGAAUCUCACACCAGCCGAGGCAUUGAACAAUCUAGUGCAAGAUACGGCCCGGGGCGCGCACAACAUCGCUGCGGGCAUACCGCAAGGCAACUUCAACAAUAUGGCACCCAACGGCGUAUCGGGGCAGCGGACUCCAGUCAUGCACGGCGGGGAGCAGUUUGCUUCACCGGCAUUGCAAAAUCUUGGUCUACCGCAACAAGGGUCACCGCACAUUGGAGGUCCAGCACAUAGUCCGAGCCCAGCACACAUGCAUAUGGCAGGUCCAGUGGCAAUGGUACAUCAACACAGUCAGCAAGGCUCGAAUCUAAGUGGCAGCCAGGGUGCCAGUGCAAACACCAGCCCGAAUGUGCCGAACAAGCGGCGACGAGCUAGUGGCAUCAAGCUUGAAGAUGAUGGUGGAGAAAUGAACGGGAGCGCGGCAAACAAAGUCAAACCAAGUCCCAGGAUAGGCGGGAAGCGGCAGAAGGGAACCGCAUGA
Endocarpon pusillum Z07020 is the source of this 2364-nucleotide messenger RNA. RefSeq lists its product as uncharacterized. The transcript has 2 exons. Bases 1 to 2364 code for a protein of 787 amino acids. NCBI's taxonomy places the organism in Eukaryota, Fungi, Ascomycota, Eurotiomycetes, Verrucariales, Verrucariaceae. The record is from RefSeq and is a predicted model, not a curated record.